Molecule: messenger RNA, 2162 nt
Organism: Peromyscus leucopus (white-footed mouse)
Lineage: Eukaryota; Metazoa; Chordata; Mammalia; Rodentia; Cricetidae
Gene: Larp7
Product: La ribonucleoprotein 7, transcriptional regulator
Exons: 13
Coding region: 167-1906 (579 amino acids)
Biological process (GO): RNA processing
Cellular component (GO): nucleus
Molecular function (GO): mRNA binding
Source: RefSeq, a predicted model, not a curated record
ACGUCAGGCACGGAAGCCGCGGCUCGGACCCUGCUUUCCACAGUCGGCUGAGAAGAGCGCGUCGCUCGUCGGAUGACGCGAAUUUACGCCGACUCGAAGGCUCGAAGGGGACAGAAAGCGUGGAAGAAGGCAGUCGCUGAGCGCGGGUUUGGGGACGCGAGCAGAAAUGGAAACUGAAAAUAAGAAAACUAUGGAAGAAAGCACUGAGAAGAGAAAAGAAGAAAAAAAGAAACGCUCAAGGGUUAAACAGGUGCUUGCAGAUAUUGCCAAGCAGGUAGACUUCUGGUUUGGGGAUGCAAACCUUCACAAGGACAGGUUUCUUCGCGAGCAAAUUGAAAAAUCUAGAGAUGGAUAUGUGGACAUCUCUCUUCUGGUAUCUUUUAACAAAAUGAAGAAGUUAACCACUGACGGGAAGCUAAUAGCAAGAGCAUUGAAAAGCUCGUCUGUAGUAGAGUUGGACCUAGAAGGAACCAAAAUCCGGAGAAAAAAGCCCCUAGGUGAGAGACCAAAGGAUGAGGAGGAACGCACCGUGUAUGUGGAGUUACUCCCCAAAAAUGUUACGCAUAGCUGGAUUGAAAGAGUAUUUGGGAAAUGUGGCAAUGUGGUUUACAUAAGUAUUCCACAUUACAAGUCUACAGGGGAUCCCAAGGGAUUUGCCUUUGUGGAGUUUGAAACGAAAGAACAAGCAGCAAAAGCCAUUGAGUUUCUUAACAACCCACCCGAAGAAGCACCAAGAAAACCUGGCAUAUUUCCCAAGACAGUGAAAAACAAACCCAUCCCUUCCUUAAGAGUAGCUGAAGAGAAGAAAAAAAAGAAGAAGAAGAAAGGCAGACUAAAGAAGGAAGACAGUGUGCAGGCCAAAGAGUUAAGUAUAGACACCGGUAGCAUGGGAGUGUGCAAAGCUAAGAGACCAAGGACGGCCUCUGAAGGCUCUGAAGCAGAGACUCCUGACGUUCCAAAGCAACCUGCAAAGAAAAAGAGGAAACGAGACAAGGUUGAGGCAUCCGUCUUACCUGAAGUCAGAACAGGGAAGAGGGAGAGAAGCAGCGCUGAGGACGAAGACUGCCUACCCCCCAGGCCAAAAACCAAGAAAAGGGCUCAGAAGGAUGGCCUUAGCGAAGCUGCUUCUGAAGUCUCCAAGGAAAGCAGAGACUUAGAAUUCUGCUCUACAGAAGAGGAGAAGGAGACUGGAGACACAAAAGGUGACUCGCUCCUGAAAGUGAAAAGGAAGCAUAAGAAAAAACAUAAGGAGAGACAUAAAAUGGGAGAAGAGGUUAUACCGCUGAGAGUGUUGUCCAAAACUGAGUGGAUGGAUUUGAAAAAAGAGUACUUGGCACUGCAAAAAGCCAGCAUGGCUUCUCUGAAAAAAACAAUAUCUAAGAUAAAAUUGGAGUCAGAAAUGGAAACAGACUGUGCGGCGGCUGCUAAGUCUGGAGUGAAUAAUGGAAAAGCAGUCGGCCCUCCAGAGUGCUGCACCCAGGAGAAGGCCAGUGCACAAGGUCCACAGUUCGUGAACGGAGUUAUCGUGAAGAUCACGAGCACAGAGCCUCUACCUGGCAGGAAACAAGUCAGGGAUAUUUUGGCCACAAUCUCAGAAGUUGUUUACGUUGAUUUGCUAGAAGGAGAUAAUGAAUGCCAUGCCCGGUUCAAAACUCCUGAGGAUGCUCAGGCGGUAAUGAAUGCACAGACUGAAAUUAGAAAGAAGCACUGUUGGAACCUCGAGGUCCUUUCUGGUGAUCACGAGCAGAGGUACUGGCAGAAGAUUUUGGUAGAUAGACAGGCCAAACUUAAUCAACCUCGGGAGAAGAAAAGAGGCACGGAAAAGUUAAUCACCAAAGCUGAGAAGAUUAGACUGGCCAAGACUCAACAAGCCAGUCAACACAUUCGAUUCUCUGAGUAUGAUUGAGAAGGACGGCAGCUCCAUUUGGGUUUCUCUUUCUGGAGCGUUCUUAGAAUGCUAGGACUGCUUGAUGGAUGUUCUGCUGAGUUCUACAUUAAAAAAACAAAAAGAAACCUUUGUUCCUCAAUGUGUAAAUAAGACUUUUCUUAGAAACAGAUGAAUUAUAUGUCACUGUUUGUUUGUUUUUUUUCAAUGAAGCUUACUUGUUGAAAUUAUGCAGGUCAACUUAAUGAUUUCAUAAAUAAAUGGGUUUUGAAAACUA